AUGGUUGGCCCAAAUAUCACUGCAACUCGCCCUGUCUUGUCGACGUUGAAGAAGCGGACGGCACAGGAAGAGCGUCAACGCAAUGGAGCAUUGAAGCGUGCCAUCAACUUCGCCAAGGUGCCUCUCCUGGCCAACACUGUUUACUUCACUUGGAGAUGGAUCAGUGUCGCGAAGAGCGUUCCAUAUGCCAGCCAUGCCGAGCUGGCAGCAUUCAUUUCGUUUCUUCUGGUUGAGUGGGUCUUUGGAGUGAGUGGCAUGCUCUUUGCCCUUCUUCUGGGUGGUUUGGGCAAGACAUGGACUCCCCAGGAGCGCAAGCGGGCACAAGGAAGCGAUGUGCCUUGCGUUGAUGUCUUCCUUCCUUGCUACGGCGAGGGUCUCGACAUUAUCACAGACACCAUCAACGCUGCGAUUCGUCAAGAUUACCCAGCAGACCGAUUCCGCAUUGUCAUUCUUGACGAUGGCAAUUCACCAGCGGUGAAGGAUCUCGUCGGCAGAAUCAGCGCCCAGCACCCUUCAAUCCAGCUUCACUACGGCGCCAGAGGGAAGGAGGUCAAGAUCCACUCCAAGGCCGCCAACAUCUGCUUCGGCAUGGAUUUGGUCGCAACGCUCCCUGGUGGAGCAGCACCAUAUUUUGGCGUCGUCGACAUUGACAUGCUCCUGGGCCCGGAAUGGCUGCGAGCAACCGUUCCAUUCCUUGAGGAAGACCCACUUGUUGCCCUGGCUGGAACUCCACAGAAAUUCUACAACCUUCCACAAGGGUUCACACUCGCUCCCAGAUUCCACUUGGAAACCGACGUAGUGCAAAGAGUUUUCGAUUCGAGCGGCAAGGCUGUUUGCCAGGGUACUGGAUACCUCGGCCGACGAUCUACAUUUGAAGAACUCGGCGGCUUCCCCACCAUGGUCAAGCAAGAAGACAGCUUCAUCGUCAGCAUCAUUCUUCAAGCCCACGGCUACCGCGUGCGACUCCUUGAAGAGGAGCACCAACACGGCAUGAACGCUCUGACCUACACCGACAUGGCCAAACUGCAGACGAAGUGGAUGACAGGAAUCAUCCACGCCUACUCGCUCUUUACCCACCCGAUUCUGUCUGAGAAGACCCUAGGACAACGCAUUGGUGGACUCAUCCCAGUCCUGCACUUGACAAUCUUCCGUCUCCUCCUGAUGAUCUCCCUGCCAACGAUCCUUCUCCUGGCGAGAAGCCCCGUCGUACCCACAUACAGCUCGAUCGACCUCCCAAUCUCUCUCAUCCUGGCUUCGAUCGCCUACUCAUCCAACUACAUCAUGUCCUGGAUGCUUUCCGCCGCCGCAGAAGGCACAAUUGCUCUCGACGACGGCAUCCGUCUCUGGAACCUGCCCUACCAACUCAAGGGCAUCCUCUGGCUCGUCAAGCACUCCAUAUUCGGCGAGACAAAGAUGGCGAAAUUCAAGACCACGGGUGCAGACUGUGCAGCCACCAAAGCCCAAGCGAGCACCACCUUCUUCGGCCGUCUCUUCCGCACGGUCGUCUACGACGGCGCCUGGAUGCACCUCGUCUACUUCGGCCUCCUCUCUACCGUGCUCUUCUGGACUCUAUCCCAAGCAUCAUCGCCGAAAUGGCUCCUUGCCUCCGUGGCUUUCCCUCCCUUCACCAAGAUCCUGCUGGACUGCUUCUACAACUCGAUCGUGCCGGUCGUCUACUGCCUGUCGCCAGAUCCGAACAAGAAGACGAGGGAGGACUUCCUCGAUCGUGAUGAGAAGACGGGUGUGGCGAAGCCGAUGCUGUCUUGCAUCACGCCGCCGAAGCCUGCUUUCUGGGGAACUUUGGGGAUUACGGGGUUGACUUGGUUGUAUUAUGGGGCUGCGAUAGUGUGGUCUGUUGCGUCAUGA
Molecule: messenger RNA, 1866 nt
Organism: Zasmidium cellare ATCC 36951
Lineage: Eukaryota; Fungi; Ascomycota; Dothideomycetes; Mycosphaerellales; Mycosphaerellaceae
Product: glycosyltransferase family 2 protein
Exons: 2
Coding region: 1-1866 (621 amino acids)
Source: RefSeq, a predicted model, not a curated record